AUGCGUGAGAAAGAGCCGGUGGUCGGCAGCACUGAUUAUGGGAAGGAUGAGGAUAGCGCCGAGUCGCUGCUGAAGAAGCACCGUGCUUUGAUGUCCGAUCUCGAAGCUUUCAAGUCAACGAUUGAUGAGCUGCAAAAGCAGGCCAGUCAGUGCAGAUACCAGGAGCAGCCAGGCGGACAGCUCGGACGUGAAUGCGUCAUGGCCCUGUAUGAUUAUACAGAAAAGUCACCAAGAGAAGUGUCAAUUAAGAAAGGCGAUGUUCUCACUCUUCUUAAUUCUACCAAUAAGGAUUGGUGGAAAGUGGAAGUUAAUGAUCGCCAGGGAUUUGUUCCUGCAGCGUAUGUAAAAAAAGUUGAAGCAGGUGCUGCGCAAAAGUCUGCAACGCAGCAGGUAAUGCACAUCGCCUUAGGACCUUUUUAUGCGUUUUGUGCUGUGUAACA
Messenger RNA from Gongylonema pulchrum, 440 nucleotides. Lineage: Eukaryota; Metazoa; Nematoda; Chromadorea; Rhabditida; Gongylonematidae. The record is from the annotation of a GenBank genome assembly.